Nestor notabilis (Kea) is the source of this 3046-nucleotide messenger RNA. RefSeq names its product elastin microfibril interfacer 2 (gene EMILIN2). The transcript is spliced from 6 exons. The record is from RefSeq and is a predicted model, not a curated record. Gene Ontology annotation, molecular function: protein binding. NCBI's taxonomy places the organism in Eukaryota, Metazoa, Chordata, Aves, Psittaciformes, Psittacidae. The annotation marks the transcript as partial.
AUACCGAACAAGUUUCAGACCUCGGUACACAGUUGCGUAUAAGACAGUAACAGAGCUGGAAUGGAGAUGUUGUCCCGGGUACAAAGGGGAGGACUGCAAAGAAGGCCCAGCAGAACAGCCAAACACUGCUCGUCGUCCCACAACACCAGCAAAAGCUGUUAUGAAGAAAGGCUUGGAUGCAGAACCAACAGAAGUGCCAGAACCUCCACCAUAUGAGAAGAAAAUGCAGUUUCUUGAGGAUGAACUUUUUAGGCUUACACGAUCAGUGCUUGAACUUCAGUCCUCUGUGGCAGGCGUGAAUGAAAAUCUAAAGUUGACUGUCCAAGAAGAUGCUAGUAAGAUGUUGGUUACUUGGCUGAACAACCUUUAUGACCGCCCAGAGCCCGAUAGUGCGGUUGGUGGUGAAACAGACACUAUUCAUCUGCCUGGACUCCUCAACAAUAAAGAUCAGAAAGACCCUUUUAUUGAUUUCGAAAUGGAAGAUCUAAAGUCUGAGCUAGCUGACGUCAAAGAAGCCUUGAAGAUGAGGAAUGACAAGCUGGAGGAACUGAAUGGAAAAGUAAAAGACUAUGAAGGGCAAUUAAAGCAACUGCAGGAGGCAGCACAAGGACCUACAAUAACAAUGCCCAGUGACAACAUAUAUCGGGAGUAUAUAGAUUCAAAAUUUGAGUCCCUCAGACAGGAAAUACUGGAAGGAUUUGAAAAGAAAAUGGCAGAUCUGAAGAACUCCUGUGAAUACAAAUUACAGGAUAUCCAGCAGCAGUGUGACGACAAUGACAGUAACUGUGUAGGAAUAAUUGAUGUUAUAAAAGGAAAAGAGAAUGACUUGAGGAAAGAAAUAAAUACUCUCCGAACUCAGAUUCCAUCAAACAAGUCCAAUUGUUGCAAGGAGGGUGAGAGCAAUGACUUUGACCAACAAAUAAAGGAUUUAGAUAAGAAGAUUGAGAGAGUUGCGGAAGCACACAGGAUCUUGAACGUCCGAAUAGAUAAUGAGAUCAGUCGAUUGUCAACUCCAGAUCUAGAAGACAUGUUUGGUGAGAGAUUGGAGGAGCUAUAUGCAAGGAUGAAUGUUACAGAACGAAAUGCUGAAGAACAUUGCUUUUACGUUGAGGAAACUCUCCGUGGUGCUAUAGCUGCUGAGGUAGAUGAAUUGAGAGACUUGUUUGACCAAAAGCUGCGGGCAUUAGAAGAUAGGCUAGGUGGCACUAUAUUAGAGAUUGCUAAUACCACAGACCCAGAUGGAAUGUUUAUUAAUCCUGGGCCCAUCUUGCCCAGUGAUGCAGGAUUUGCAAAUAAACAAUUUACAGAGGAGAUAAAUUUCCUGAAGAACAAACUGCUGUCACUUGAACACCUCUGUGGGCAGAAAUGUCAGUCUGCACCGCAGGGUACAGAGGACAUUCAGAAAGAGCUAGAAAACUGUAGCAACAAAUACAGUCACUUGCUUUUGAAAACAGAGAAUAACUCUUUUCUCCUGCAGUCUCUAAAUAGCUCUCUUAAUGAGAAACUCAACUUAAUUAAGGGUAACCAACGUGACAUCCAGAAAAUGCAGAGAGAUGUACGUGUAUUCCGGUAUAGUCUAAGUGUCAUGGAUAAAGAUAUGAAAAAUCUUCAGGAUGGCUUGAGUAGCUGCAAGGAGCAGCUUCUGGGUGUCAAUUCUACCUGUAGAAAAACACAACGAGGUGUCUUCCGGAAAAUCGAUCAAAUGCAGAGGACAUUUGCAAAUCAAACUGCUCAUUCCAGUGAUAACUGCUGUGGUGAAGUGAAAGAGAGACUAGAACAGCUGAAUGACCAUAUCCUGAAUGAUCUUAGCAAGUGCAAAGAGAAGACCCAAGGUAUCCAGGAGGGUGUUUCGGAUGUUGAGAGCAGAGUCUCGCAUGUUGAACAGGUUUGUGGCAAGCUGGACUUUGUCUCAGGUAGCUUGCAGAAGAUAAAAGAAGGUCUGAAUAAGCACGUGAGCAGCUUAUGGAACUGCAUCCGUGAUAUGAAUGGAACUAUAGUGUCUCAUUCCACUGAUAUUUCUGGCCUCAAAAAUUCUGUCCAGCACUUCCACAGACAGGUUUCCAAAAUUACCACGGACAUUGAAGGCAUGCUGAAAUCUCAGCCUGAUCCAAGGCGAACAGAAGUACCACAGCAGCCAUUGCCACCAAGACCACCCCUGCAGCCCCAGCCUGGCAUAUCCUUGCUUCCAUCAAGGCCGAGGAUACAAAUACAACCCCCGCGACAGAGGACCCCCCUCCUGCCACCGCAGCCAAGACCUCCUCCACGCCCAGCACUGCCAGGGUCAGGAGUUGUGCCAUUUCUGCCUGGAACAACGGGGAUCAUCCUGGAGACUGGAGAGGCAGGGCCUCCUGGCACUGUUCUAAUGUCAGGAAGAGGGCGGCUUAGAAGUGUGGAUGGUCAGGCUGGUCAAAGUACUGUGCCCAUUGCUGAAGGGUAUGCUGGAGCACCAGGAUAUCCAAAGUUAUCUCCUCCUCCCACGGACUCACAAGGACCUGCUGCUGCUGCGGCCUCUCUGGUGUCAUUUUCUGCUGGGCUCACGCAGAAGCCUUUCUCCAGUGAUGUCGGCGUGGUUCACUUUAACAAAGUGCUUGUGAAUGAUGGGGACUAUUACAACCCUAAUACAGGCAUUUUCACAUCACCAUAUGAAGGACGCUACCUGAUCACCGCCGUGCUGGCCCCGGAGAGGGAUGAGUAUGUAGAAGCAGUAUUGUCUGUCUCCAAUGCAAGUGUAGCUCAGCUCCACACGGCUGGGUACAGAAGGGAACUGCUGGAGUAUCACAAACCCUACUCGGGGAAACAGACCUGUGGUGGUCCUGGGACGUUCCACCUUGUUCUUCACCUCAAAGCAGGAGAUGAAGUAAACGUUGUCGUAACGGGAGGCAAACUGGCCUACACAGACUCUGAUGAAAUGUACUCCACGUUUAGUGGAGUUCUCCUUUAUCCUUCUAUUUCUCAUGUUUAGGUUUACCUUGAACAGGAGAGAAGGGUAAGAUAUUCAGAAGAAAUUAAGUGUAAAAAAAUUCAAAGCUUUAAUAUAUUCAGUUUA